ACAGCAAGAGGUGCGUCUUAUCCGCCCCGCACUAAGUCGUCUGAAACUUGCGGUUGGAGGUGGCGCGGCGGCCGAGGAUGGAGAGGUGCGGCCGCUGCUCAGGCCCACCGCUGUCGCUGUCGCUGCUGCUGCUGCUGCUGCUGUGGCUGCCCGGCGCUGGCGCGGCCCCGCGCUCUGCACUGUACUCGGAAUCUGACCCGCUGACGGUGCUGCAGGCGAGCUCGCUGCGCAGCACAGUGCUGGGUUCGCGCAGCGCCUGGGCUGUGGAGUUCUUCGCGUCCUGGUGCGGCCACUGCAUCGCUUUCGCCCCGACGUGGAAGGCUCUGGCCAACGACAUCAAAGAAUGGAGACCAGCCCUGAAUCUUGCUGUUCUGGACUGCGCUGAUGAGAGCAACAGUAAAGUCUGUAGGGACUUCAACAUCCCUGGCUUCCCAACUGUCAGGUUCUUCAAGGCGUUUUCCAAAACUGGCUCAGGAACAACUUUACCAGUGGCUGAUGCGGACCUGCAGGUGCUGCGGGCCAGGCUCAUUGACGCCCUGGAGUCCCACACACACACCUGGCCCUCUGCCUGUCCUCCCCUGGAUCCUAUCAGGAUGGAGGAAAUCAAUGGGUUCUUUGCAAGGAACAAUGAAGAGUACCUGGCCCUGAUCUUUGAGAAGGAAGGAUCAUACGUGGGUAGAGAGGUGACUCUGGACCUGUCCCAACACCAAGGCAUUGUCGUGCGCAGGGUCCUGAACACGGAAGCUGAGGCUGUGAGCAAGUUUGGGGUCACUGACUUCCCAUCCUGCUACCUGUUGUUUCGCAAUGGCUCUGCCUCACGUGUCCCUGUGCUGGUGGAAUCUAGAUUGUUCUACACCGCUUACCUGCAGAGGUUCGCUGGAGCACCUCGGGAGACCACCCAGACCACUGCAGUGGUGCCAACAGUUCCUAACACUGUGGUUCCCACUGACUGGAAAGUGGCAGAUCGCUCCAAGAUCUACAUGGCUGACCUGGAGUCUGCACUCCACUAUAUCCUGCGGGUAGAGGUGGGCAAGUUCUCCAUUCUGGAGGGGCAGCGCCUGGUGGCCCUGAAGAACUUCAUGAAAGUGCUGGCCCAGUAUUUUCCUGGCCAGCCAUUGGUCCAGAACUUCCUGCACUCUACUUAUGACUGGCUCAUGAAGCAACAUAAGGAGAAAAUCCCCUAUGAGUUAUUUAAAACUGUCCUGGACAAGAGGAAGGAGGAUACUGUGAUUGCCAAGAAGGUAAACUGGGUAGGCUGCCAAGGCAGUGAGCCACACUUCCGGGGCUUUCCCUGCUCUCUGUGGGUCCUCUUCCACUUCCUGACAGUGCAGGCAACUCGAAAAAAUGUAGAACCCUCACAGGAGCAAGCUAAAGCCCAGGAGGUGCUGCAGGCCAUUCGGGGCUACGUCCGAUACUACUUUGGCUGCCAAGACUGUGCCAACCACUUUGAGAAUAUGGCAGCCGCCACUAUGAACAGCGUGAAGAGUCGGGAUGACGCUGUACUCUGGUUCUGGACCAGCCACAACAAGGUUAACACUCGCCUGGCAGGUACCCCCAGCGAAGAUCCCCACUUCCCCAAGGUGCAGUGGCCACCCCGGGAACUCUGUUCAGCCUGCCACAAUGAGUUCCGAGGCACACCUAUGUGGGACCUGGGCAAUAUCCUCAGCUUCCUCAAAUCCCACUUUUCGUGGAGCAACAUCAUCCUGAACUACCCUGAAGCUGGGCCAGGCUCCCACGGUGGGACAUCUGCCCCAAAGCCAGAGAUGCUGGUGCUGAUGGCUGGAAAUUCCACUCUGGGCCCUGAGCAGCCUGAGGCCACAGUGGGCCCAGAAUCCAGUGUCCCAGAUGUUCCCACAGAGAGAAUGGGGAUAAGCAGCUCCCCAGAAGUGCUCUCUGAAAUCCACAGGAUCACCCAUGAGCCAGACCAGGCACCCCAUGAAGACAUCGAAGAGCUCCAGGGUGGUGAGUUGGAGCCACCAAAUGGGCAGCAACGUUUGACCAAGCGAGACACAGGAGCUGUCCUGCUGUCUGAGGAGAAUCUCCAGGGACACCCUGUGAUGCUCAGACGAGUGGGCCGCAGCUCCAAGCAGCUGGUCAAGGUCCCCAACAGGGAGCCUGGCUCUGGGCCUGUACAGAGCCGAGGCCCAUGGUUGCAGGUGCUAGAAGGGGACUUCUCCCACCUGGACAUCAGCCUCUGUGUGUCACUCUACUUGAUGUCCUUCCUGGGCCUGAUGGCUGUGUAUACCUACUUCCGGGCCAGGAUAAGGGCCCUGAAAGGCCUCUCCAGCCACCUGGAGAUGCACCAUGCAGCCUGAACCCACCAACUUGAGUGGGGGACAAGCAAGGGAUUUGCCACUUCUAGGGCUUCUGCAGCUUUGAGCCCCUGCUCCACCCCCAGCCCAGUCUCCCCCUGCAACCCCAACACAUUCCACCUUGCUCCUUGUUCAGGGAAAUCCAGAAAAAACACAUGUCCCAGUGACCCUCUUUGGGGUCUUCUGAGAAGUGCUCCAUUGUCUCAAACACAAGGUUCACCCUCCAGUCCUGGGGGAGGGCAGCUGUGGAGGCCUGGUACCUGGCCUCUGAUUUAUCAUUCUUAUUCCAGGCACUCAUUCCCUCUCCCCGUAGCUUUAACUUCUCCCUUUAGUCUUGGUGGAAAUGGAAACAAGGGAGACCACAGUUUCCAAGGUUUCCUGUCCUGAGGAGGAUCCCCAGGGCUGGGGGGUUGGGGUUGGAGUGGGCAUUUUGACUUUAAGGUAGAGUCUGGAAGUUUCUGGAAGCCAUACUGGCCUUCUGGGUGGGGUGUGGGUGAGGGUUUGUGGGAGGACAGGCUCCUUCCCCAAACUUCUGCCCCUUGAAGUGUGUAGGUGGGGACUGAUGGGGUCCAUCCAAGCAGGACAGGUGAUAGCUGGUGAUAGUCACUGUGCAACCUGGCUUGGCAGAAGCUGAUGGGGACUGGGAGGAACAUUGGGCUUCCAAUGCCCUGGCUCUGGGCUUAGCUGUGAGAAGUAGAGUAGAACUGCAGGAAGAAGAUGGUUACUUCCAUUGUGCUUACGUUUACCCCCACACCACCCCUGAUUUGCUCUCACUUACUCCUCCCUAGCUGGGUCCUUUGUUUAAUGAUUCUGGUGUCCAAAAUAGAUGCUGAUUUUGAAUGUGGAUGGUGCUGGGCUGGGGGGAGUGUUCUAAAUCCCAUCUUGUAGAGGUUUUGGGGUGUGGGGUGAUGCCUCUGUGCUUGAUUCCCACUCCACCCCUGCUUGGAAGGGCUGUAGAAUAAAUUAUUUCUAUUAAAGCAA
Molecule: messenger RNA, 3293 nt
Organism: Erinaceus europaeus (western European hedgehog)
Lineage: Eukaryota; Metazoa; Chordata; Mammalia; Eulipotyphla; Erinaceidae
Gene: QSOX1
Product: quiescin sulfhydryl oxidase 1
Exons: 12
Coding region: 78-2315 (745 amino acids)
Biological process (GO): protein folding
Cellular component (GO): Golgi membrane
Molecular function (GO): protein disulfide isomerase activity; flavin-dependent sulfhydryl oxidase activity
Source: RefSeq, a predicted model, not a curated record